Messenger RNA from Cornus florida, 943 nucleotides. RefSeq lists its product as uncharacterized. The coding region runs from base 179 to 685 and encodes 168 amino acids. The transcript is spliced from 3 exons. Lineage: Eukaryota; Viridiplantae; Streptophyta; Magnoliopsida; Cornales; Cornaceae. The record is from RefSeq and is a predicted model, not a curated record.
UACAGUCCACACACAUACAAUAUUUUAGGGCAAAUCCUUUCAACCUCCCCAAUCGCCUCCGUCUCUAUUCUCGUUCUCAACUCGGCCGUCUCUCUGUCUCUGCAACUGCAAAGUACAAAAUCUACAAGAAUCAGAACCCAUAUCGGCAUAUCAGAUAUGAUUUUGAAUAACGACGACGAUGAUGAUUUUGAAUCACCCACAAUGGGUCCGGACCCACAAAUUCCAGAUCCACCGCAAACCCUCAAGCGUCUCCGGCGAGGUCGCACCACCGAAUCCACAUCGGCCACCCAGAAGCGGGAGUUGUGGCGUAGUGUCGAUGAAGAGAUUGAAGAGUUCUCUUCGCAGGAGGAUAAGCGUGAAGAAUGCUAACAACCAGUCCUCUCCCAUUGCUUCACAUCAAGUCUCACCUUCUGAAGAUUUGGUCGGCAAGUGUUGUGAGCUAUUGCAUUUUCAUGGGACAAAAUCAGUUGUUGCCAAGGGUGAGAUUGAUUCAAUGGAUCCAGAUUCUCUCAUACGUUCUGCUCCACUUGGUUCCGACUAUUGGAGAGUAUGGAUCACUGACCUCAUUGAUCACAGUGUGCCCUUAUAUAGGCCUGAAAUUCGUGGCUUUGAUUUGAAAGACGCAUAUGUUAGAGGAUUUUCAAUUGCAUGGCCUAUCAAGUACAUCAAAGUUUGUGAAAGCUAGGAUUGCGGGAUAGCGGUUCCCAUUACUUUUUUUGUUGCCAUUAUAUUUUUUGUAUGGCUGAUGAUCAAGAAGUUGCAUAUAUGGAAGAGAGAGACUAAAACAGAGCAAGAAGAUACGAAGAAUUUUUGUUUUAUUUUGGUUAAGUAAAGAGACAAGCUUGUGGAUCAUGUACUUCUUUGAAAUUUGUAAAUAUUUUUGUAUAAAAUCAUGAUUUGGAAUUGGUUAUAUAUAUAUAUAUAUAUAUAUAUAUAUAUAUAU